This is a messenger RNA of Hemiscyllium ocellatum (epaulette shark), 3356 nucleotides long. RefSeq names its product cytosolic iron-sulfur assembly component 2A (gene ciao2a). The record is from RefSeq and is a predicted model, not a curated record. The coding region runs from base 44 to 529 and encodes 161 amino acids. Lineage: Eukaryota; Metazoa; Chordata; Chondrichthyes; Orectolobiformes; Hemiscylliidae. The transcript has 5 exons.
GAUGGUGUUAGUUUUGGAACAGUUGCAGUGUAAUGGCUGAAGGAUGGAAAUAGUUUCUGGGCUUGUGUCUUACGCCCUUGCAAAGUUUCUUUUUCUCUCGCGGCUAUCGAAUAAAGAAGAUGCAGGGAAAAUCAAAAAAAUGGAAGAAAAAGUGUUAGAAGUUUAUGAUAUCAUUCGUACAAUUCGUGACCCAGAGAAGCCCAACUCUCUGGAAGAGUUGGAGGUCGUAGCUGAAGAAUGCAUUGAGGUGAAAUCAUUGGAUGACGAUGAGUACCUCAUCAUUAUUCACUUCAAACCAACAGUACCUCACUGCUCUCUAGCCACACUGAUUGGUCUCUGUCUACGAGUCAAGUUGCAAAGGUGUCUACCAUUCAAACACAAGUUGGAAAUUUACAUCUCUCAAGGGUCGCAUUCUACUGAGGAAGAUAUUAAUAAGCAGAUCAAUGAUAAGGAGCGAGUGGCAGCAGCGAUGGAGAAUCCAAAUUUACGAGAGAUAGUGGAACAAUGUGUUAUAGAGCCAGAUGACUGAACAGUUACCAGCUACAUGGAUAAACAACUCCUACUCACAUCCUGUUGUUUGCAAAGUCUGGCAAAUAAGGAUUGUCUCUUUACACAUCUUACAAACUUUUUUCCAAAAAGCUUCUUUUUACCUUAUACUAAUUAAGAAAUUUCUAAUAUAAUUGUUCAGUUUCAGGUUAAGAAUAUCAUCCUAAACAUGAGGAUUCUCUGAAAUACUUGAGGCUCGAAGUUAAUCCAGUAAUUGAAAGUGCACUCUUCAAAAUAUUACCCUGAUGCAAAUUGAUAUGCAGCAUUUAAUGUUUCACUACUAUUCUGCUAUUAAAAUAAGAAUUUUCAAGAACAAAACUGAGGGGUUUCAGCUACUAAUUCAGAUUGUAGUGAUCUCAGCAUGUUGGAAGAGGAUUAUAUUGUCCCGACACAUCCCAUCUCAAAGGGAAAUCAUUUACCUUGGUCCUGCACAUUUAAUAACAAGGUAAUGAAGUGCUGCACAAAAGGAUUCAAUUCAAAUUUUACCUCCAUCUUUAUACACCGUUCAAUGCAUGUGUCAGAGAUUUCUAAAGUCCAAAAAGCAGAAAAUAGUGAAAAGCAAAAUCAAUAUUUGAUGAUUUUGAUUACAAUAUGAAAAGCUGUUUUAUUGUUUGAUCUUUUAUUGAGUAGUCCACUUUCAAUGUUAAUCAUCUGUUGCAUCCCAAAAUAACUACAAGACAGACCUGUUACCGACUCCACUUCGUUGCUGAAGUUUUAUGACAUGAGAUCUGUUACAUGUAACCUAACCCAUUAAACUUGCCAGACAGCUCUCGAGUCAUGAGUAACAACCCGGGAGGAGCCUGCAUUCCUACACGUGUCUACGUAGUUGUUGCAAGUCUCAGGGUUUCUAUUCUCCAUUGUUAUGUGUGAAUAAUGAAAGGGAAUUGGAGACAGGGUUUUGUUUUCGGAUGUUCUUUAAUUUCUUAAUUCGGAAAGUGCCCAGGGUGCUUUUUUUUUGGGAGGAAGCCAGUAAGAAACUGAAAAUGUGGGGUGAAUUCUAACUGGUUACUCUAACCAACAUCACCCCUCCACCCGCCCGCCCGCAGUCUCUAGCGUUCGAGACGUAGACAUUCCCGGAAAAACAGCUCCAAACUCAAAGCGAACUCUGAGGUGCUGGGAAGAUUUUAAACAACCAAAAGCAAUGUUGAAUUUCACAGCCUGCAAAUCAGAUCAUUAAGCAGUAGCAAAACAAUAAAAAUAACCAUGAACAAAAUACAAAGAUGUAUGCCAAAUGAUACCAUCAGUGUGAAUUGGAGGGCAGGCAUCAUUGAGUCCUGGAGCCCACAAUUAUCUUUUAUUUCUCAUAAAUAAAUAGCCCAUUCACCACCACAGGGCUAUAAUCAUUGUUUAUGUUCCACCCUUUCAGCACAUCCUUCCCUUCCACCCUUCCUCUUGGACUAACUUUUAUCCAACUGGCUCCUGCUGUGAAUGAACACAACAGCUAAAAUUUCAGUUGUCCAGAUAAGUUGUAUUCCUGUGGGGGGGCCAGUUCCUCAGAUUCUUGUAGCCCUUCACUACACUACCCAUUUUCCAGAUAUAAAAGCAAUAAUUGUUAGCAGGCUGCACAACCAAAAGUGGCAUCACAGCUGAGCUGGGUCCUGUCUUUGGCCAAUCUUCACAGAAGUACACUUUUCAACAGCAGUCACCGGAUGGUGAUCGAGCUAAAAUGAAACUGAGUCCUAUUCUUCUGCCCACACCAGCAUCACCUCCACCCCUUCCCCUUCCAGGACACUCAUACCAGCAUCAAUAACCUGGCUAUACAAACUAGGGCACUGGGAGCCUUUCAGAAUCAUAUAUACCAAGUGAAUCACAAAGUGCUGCGAUGAGUCAAUGUUUGAAUCUACUUUUAAAAAUGUACCCUGUUGGGCCAAGCUAUUGGUAGUUUGUAUUUACAUUAAUGACACCGUGAUAAUUUUCUUUAACCAUGAUGGGGUUUCCUAUCAUUCCAGUCAUUGGUCUUAGACCUUUGCACUGGCUUUUAUUGAUCAGAAGAUUAUUUGGGGAAUGAAGGGUGCAUCUGGUGCACAAACCUGGUUAUAAACCUUGGACAGUUUACUGUCUGGUGGAUGCUAUUUGCUUGGAAUUAAAUGGGAGUUUACUGAGAAAAUGUGUUUCAGUUUUUUCAAAAUUCAUUUCUGAGGGUCAAAACCUUUCUACAGUUUGUCUCCGAGGGUGAUUUUUUUAAUCUGAGACUCUGCAAUGUCUCGCAAAACAUCUUGAAUGUUUUUAUACAUUUUGCAAUUGGCUAGACAAGGAUUGCAGGAUUGCCCUCUUACAUAAACAACUUGGAGGAACGAACAUUUUGGAGCAGAUCUGACUGAUAAAGUUGCUUGCUCAAUUCAUCUGUCUUUUGUAAUAUUUUCAGAUGUGAUAGAACCCUUCAGCCUCUGCACUGAGUGAAUACAGAUUUGUGUCAGGACUGAGUCUUGUUGUAUACAUUAAAAUAAAUGCAAAGUACUACAGAUGCUGGAAAUCUGGAAUAACAAAUUCUGCAAAACAUAGAUUAAGCAAAAACACUGGAGAGAAAUUGUGUUUUAGAUAAUGAUCUUACAUCUAUUGUAUGUAAUUUUAUUAAUUUGUGAUUUAAGAAAUGUAUAUUACAGAAACAUUUGGAUUACAAGCAUGUUGUAAUUUUUAAAAAUUUGUUUAAAAACUUGAAAAUUUAAUAUCAUUGGACUAGUAAUCCGGAGUCCCAGGCUAGUGCUAUUGGUUCAAAUCCCUUGAUGGCCGAUGGUACAAUUUGAAAUCAGCAAAAAGCUGGGCUGAUGUAACCAUUGUUGAUUGUAAUAAAACCCCAUGUGUUUCACUAA